AUGGUAUUAUUUACUAAACAUGAACAUCAACGCGACUUAACCAAACAGUUGUUAGUAGCUAGUCAACUACUUAUAUUCAUUCGAUUCAGCAGGGACCGGUCAUUCCUCUUGGCGUGCAUCAAUAUAUCGAUCCUUGGAGUCGUCAUGCUAAUAUCACAAAUCGUCGAUCACCAAUACGAGUUAACCAGUGCUGUUCUGUCGUCGUCAGCCUCCUCGACGCAUAGAUUAUCCUCCGAGACGGAUCACAGUGUAGUACGCAACACCGUGAAUAAAUUAAUGGACAACUUACAGACAGCGAUACUUUUCCAAACGCUAUAUUCUAUGUGGUAUCACUGGACAGUAACACAUCGACAUCCAGACAGGAUAUAUGACACAAUAUUCUUGUUUUUGAUAGAGGACUCGUUUCCAUUAAACGCAUGGCCUACGUUAUUUUCAGUGAUACUGGAUACGAUACUUUUGAUUAUACAAUUAAUUAUGAUCAAUAUACAGAACAGUCGCAUGCUGAUAACAACAACAACCGCAACGACAACUGUUCAAGAUCCCUAUAAUGGCAGCAGUCAUCGAGAAGAUUCACACGUUGAUAUAGAUAACCAAACAGUGCUAGGUUUCCUAACCAACAACUAUUAUUAUUCAUACCAUCACAAUCAAGACACGGCCACUCAAGAACCACUACUACAAGAACAUACUGCAUCACCUGCAACCGACUACGGUAGCACCACCUAA
This is a messenger RNA of Maudiozyma barnettii, 723 nucleotides long. It is a transcript of the gene VLD1, whose product is annotated as Vld1p. The transcript has a single exon. NCBI's taxonomy places the organism in Eukaryota, Fungi, Ascomycota, Saccharomycetes, Saccharomycetales, Saccharomycetaceae. Bases 1 to 723 code for a protein of 240 amino acids. The record is from RefSeq and is a predicted model, not a curated record.